Molecule: messenger RNA, 7954 nt
Organism: Eleginops maclovinus (Patagonian blennie)
Lineage: Eukaryota; Metazoa; Chordata; Actinopteri; Perciformes; Eleginopidae
Gene: med13a
Product: mediator complex subunit 13a
Biological process (GO): positive regulation of transcription by RNA polymerase II
Cellular component (GO): mediator complex
Molecular function (GO): transcription coactivator activity
Source: RefSeq, a predicted model, not a curated record
GGCCGCCAUUAAAGAAAGGAAUCCAUGAAUUCAAAUGGAAACCAACAGGAACCGAGGCUGAAAUAAUGACCGAAAUAAUCGUUAAAAUAUAGGCCGAUGGCAAAUUUCGAGAGGCUUCCACAGGAUGUAUUUCGUUUUUAGACUCAUUUUUGCGAUGGAGGAAUAAGGCAGGACGUCUUUAUUUUUUUAAGCAGAGACCGUUUUAGGGCUAAGGGGGAGGGGGAGAGUUGCUUCUUUGCUCUCCUUUUCUUUUUGUUUUAUGAACAUUUUUCGCUUCCCCUAAUGAGUUUUUACUGUGUGCUUUUGAGAUGUCGACAUAAAGCCCACACGGUUUCUUUUAUCCGCUUUUAGCUCCGGCAGGGAAACUGCAAUCAGAAGGUUGUUGAAUUAACUAUCCUCCAGCCAAAUGUUACAAAAAAUAUUUCUCGUUGAUUAAGCCUGCACAUCUUCUGAAAACAAAAAAUAGCAAAUUGUUCUCUAUUUCCCGGGAAGUGAAAUGAUGGAGAGUUGGACCUCGCAGUGAAGAAGGAUGAGUUCUUGUUAUGUACCAAACGGGGCCAGCUUGGAGGAUUGCCAUUCCAAUCUAUUCUGUCUGGCUGACUUGACAGGGAUCAAAUGGAAGAGGUUUGUGUGGCAGGGUCCCACCUCUGCUCCCAUCCUCUUUCCGGUGACGGAGGAGGACCCCAUCCUGUGCAGCUUCAGCCGCUGCCUGAAGGCCGACAUACUAAGCGUAUGGCGGCGCAGUCAGCGGCCGGGGCGGAGGGAGCUCUGGCUCUUCUGGUGGGGGGACGACCCCAACUUUGCCGAUCUCAUCCACCAUGAGCUUGCAGGCGAGGAUGUAGGGUUGUGGGAGAACGGGCUUUCCUACGAGUGUCGUACACUGCUGUUCAAAGCCAUCCACAACCUGCUGGAGCGCUGCCUCAUGAACCGCAGCUUCGUCCGGAUCGGGAAGUGGUUCGUCAAACCCUACGAGAAGGAUGAGAAGCCUAUCAACAAAAGUGAACACCUAUCCUGCGCCUUCACCUUCUUCUUGCAUGGCGAGAGCAACGUUUGCACCAGUGUGGAGAUCAACCAGCACCAGCCCGUCUACCACCUGACGGAGGAGCACCUCACCCUGGCUCAGCAGGCAUCCAGCCCCUUCCAAGUUAUCCUGAGUCCUUUUGGCCUGAACGGGACACUGACAGGCCAGUCGUUCAAGAUGUCAGACCCGCCCACCCAGAAGCUGAUCGAGGAGUGGAACCAGUUCUAUCCCAUCAGCCCUAGCGCCAAGGGUGGGAUAUCAGAGGACAAGGUGGAGGACAUGGACUGGGAAGAUGACUCUCUGGCCUCUGUUGAGGUCCUCGUAGGUGGUGUGCGGAUGGUUUACCCAGCAUGCUUAGUGCUGGUUCCCCAGGCAGACAUACCUGUUGUGGCCCCUGUGGGGUCCUCCCACUGCACUGCCGUCUACCCGGGUGGCCACCAAGUGCCUGCUUCCCAGCGAGAGCCCGCCAUGUCUUUGGUGACCCUCACCCCUCCCACAUCGCCUGAGGAGGCACAGACAGUGGACUCUCACUCGGCCCAGAAGUGGGUUAAGAUGCCUUCAACAUCUGAUGCGUUCAGCGUGGACAAAACAAGUCACCACGGAGGAAAGAUUCCACGCAGGUUAUCCACUCAGGUGGUGGAGCACGUCUGGCAAGAGUGCAAUAUCAACCGAGCCCGGAACAAGCGGAAGUUCUCAGCCGCAACCAACGGUACCUGUGACGAAGAGCUGAGUGAGAAAGCGGCAGCCUGGGAUUUUGUGGAGCAUUCACAGAGGUCCUACUGCAGCUGUUCCAGAUACAAAUCAGUGAAGCAGCGAACAGGCAGUACCCCGGGCCAAACACCUACAGCAGGCCAGCCCUCCCAAACUCCCACCAAGCACAAAGCUGGGGGGGAGAAGCCAGAGAAAAGUGACAAGCAGCAGAAAAGACCCCAGACGCCCUUCCAUCAUCGCAGCAUGACCAGCGACGACGCCUCCAUGGAGGCCGAGGCCACCGCCGGUCAGAGGAUAGCCAUGAGGGGCCAGGACGGAGGGAGGUUCACUAGUAUGCGCUCUACGGAUGUGUCUGGCAUCCAAAAAAACACCCAGCUCCACGGUGGGGGGGUCAACAUAGGGCAGUCAGAACAGUCCAAUUCCCCGCAACCUCCACCUCUUAGCCCCCACCCCUGCGAGCGUGGCGAGGAAUCAGGGGAGUGCAUGAAGAACCCUUCAACCCCCAACAGCCAACACUUUUACCAGCCUCCGUCGGAACCCUGCCUCGGUGGGGGGAAGGGCGGCGGCGAGGAACCCGGAGGGCCCGAGGGUCUACAUCAGCACUUCCACACCCAUCACCCCCACCACGGGGCCUCAAACUACUCCGAUACCACUGAGCCCGCAAUGUACGUGGGCGCAGGGGUCAACCCGGAGGAAGACAGCUCACACGCACCAUGGAGGCUAUUCAAUCUGCCCCGCAGGAAAGAAGCCGAGCUGCCCACGCCACUACUGCCCUUGGACAGGCUGAGGGACGAGGCUACGGCAUCACAGGACAACCUGGUGUCGGUCACAGAGGUGAUGUCUACGACCAAAUGGCCACUGAAGGUGUCUGAAGAACGCCUUCAGCUGUACCGAGCAAGGAGGAACCAGUACCUAUCGGCUGCCAUCACAGACGGAGACCACGAGCCGGAGGUUGACCCCUACGCCUUCGAGGAAGGAGAUGUCAAGUUCACGUUCUCCAACAAGAAGGAUAAGGCAGGCGGAGAGCGUGAGCCUGGAAAGAAACAUAAGGGUGAAGAUGGAGGAUCUGGUUCGUCAGAUGAAGCUCAGCGAGCGGCGGCUCACAACCGCAUGGCUUCCACCAGCCUAAUCCACGAGACCGACCUGGCAGUGUCCAUCAACGACCUGGAACAUCUCUUCAAUUCGGACGAGGAUGAACUGGCGCCUGGCUCCAGGCGAACGGUGAACGGAACAGAUGAUAAAUUUGGCGGCAAGGAACCUAAGUCAUCCACUUUGGACCCCGUGUCCUGCAUUAGUUCAGCAGACAUGCACCAGAUGUUUCCUACGCCCCCCUCCCUCGAGCAGCACAUUAUGGGCUACUCACCCAUGAACAUGUGCAGCAAGGAGUACGGCAGCAUGGAGGCCAACUCGGGCAUGACCUCGCUGGACGGCUCGUCUCUGGGAGGACACUUCAAGAUCGAGGUGGAGGAGAGCUACUGCAGUCCCAAGCCAUCUGAGAUCAAGGACUAUUCAUUCGUGUACAAGCCAGAGCUGUGCCAGUCAUUCGUAGGCUGCUCCAUGUUCGCUCCUCUGAAGACUUUACCCAGCCAGUGCCUCCCACCUAUCAAAAUCCCAGAGGACUGCAUCUACAGACUGAGCUGGAACAUGGGCAGGGAGAUGCUCAACCCCAUCAUGCCUGUCAUGACCUUCCUCAAUAAGGACAGUAACAUCCCCAGUGUGGGCAGCACCAUGGACCAGGACUACAGCCAGACCUACACCCCUCAGACUCACACGCCUUUCAUGUCUAACAGUGCUCCACCCAGUAACAGUGGCACUGGCAUCCUGCCUUCACCCGCCACCCCUCGUUUCUCCGCCCCCACCCCAAGAACGCCACGCACCCCACGAACACCUCGAGGCCAGGGCUCAAUCAAGUACGAGAACUCAGACCUUUACUCCCCGGCAUCCACCCCCUCCACCUGCCGACCACUAAACUCGGUAGAGCCAGCCACGGUACCCUCCAUCCCUGAGGCCCACAGCCUCUACGUCACCCUCAUCCUCUCAGAGUCGGUCAUGAGCCUCUUCAAGGACUGCAACUUCGACAGCUGCUGCAUCUGUGUGUGUAACAUGAACAUAAAAGGAGCCGACGUGGGCGUGUACCUCAGCGACCCCAUCGGUGAGGCUCAGGAAGCAUGCAGCUGCGGCUUCAGCGCCGUGGUCAACCGGCGUUACGGCAACGGCUCGGGCCUCUUCCUGGAGGACGAGCUGGACAUCAUCGGCCGAGGAUCAGACGUCAGCAGGGAGGCGGAGAAGCGCUUUGAGCAGCUGCGGCUCUCCUCGCUGGAAAGAACUGGAGUAGGGAGGGGUGACCGCGUCCCGGACGAGCUCAUUCUCCUCCUGCAGGAUCAAUGCACCAACCCCUUUUCACCCAUUUCAGUCCUGGAUGAUGACAUAGUGACACGGGGGCCAAGCGGGGCCCCUGUGCCGCCCUGUGUGAGGGUGGAGGAGAGGGACUACCACAGCGACUGCUACAUGGCCCUGGAGCACGGCAGGCAGUUCAUGGACAACAUGUCUGGAGGCAAGGUGGACGAGGCGCUGGUGAAGAGCACCUGCCUGCACCACUGGGCCAAACAAAACGCAGUGGACGUCAGUGCACUGUGCUCUCAGGAUGUGCUGCGGGUGCUCAUGUCCCUGCAGCCCGUACUCCAGGACGCAAUCCAGAAGAAGAGGACGAUAAGGUCGUGGGGCGUUCAGGGUCCCCUCACCUGGCAGCAGUUCCACAAGAUGGCUGGACGGGGCUCUUACGGCACAGACGAGUCCCCGGAGCCCCUGCCCAUCCCGACCUUCCUGGUGGGGUAUGAGUACGACUUCGUGGUGCUGUCUCCCUUCGGUCUGCCCUACUGGGAGAAGCUGUUGUUGGAUCCCUUUGGCUCGCAGCGGGACGUCGGGUACCUGGUAGUCUGUCCUGACAAUGAGGCCUUGCUCAGCGGUGCCAAGAGCUUCUUCAGGGACCUCACCGCUGUCUACGAGUCAUGUCGACUGGGCCAGCACAGGCCCAUUUCCAAAGGCUACCCCGAUGGCAUCGUCCUUGUGGGCGGCAGCGGAGCCAAGAACCUUGUGGAUCAGCCGGUCAGCGAUUGGUUCCUCAAGGCUGCCAGCAGCAACAGCGACGCCUUCACUAAGCUCAAACUCUAUGCACAAGUGUGCCGACACAACCUCGCUCCAUACCUCGCCUCACAGCCAUUGGACAGUUCCCUCCUCACACAGUCCAGUCCCUCGCCCUCGUCCAACCAGUCGUCAUCCACACAACAGUCCAGCUCCACCUCAGGCUCAGUGGGCCAGCAGGGCUCCGUGAACUCUGCAGGCUCCUCAGUUCCCAACAACAACAACAGCAGCAGCAACAACAGUGGGUCUGGAAACGGCUCGGCGCCCUCCAACAGUGUGGUCCCAUCCUCAGGCCAGCCGCCUGCCAAGCCCAGCUCUUUCCCCCCCUUUGGGAGCAUGGGCCCCCAGGGCCAUGGGGGUGGACAGCUGGGACAGCAGGCUGGUACCCAGAAUACUGGCACCUCAGGGGAUAACUCAAGCAGCCAGGCCCCGGGGCCCACAGAGCCUCUUGAAAGCACUUUGGAACGAGAGAAAGUCGGCGUUCCCACGGACGGGGAGUCCCAUGCCAUCACGUAUCCACCUGCCAUCGUUGUUUACAUUGUGGACCCAUUCAGCUACGAGGAGACAGACGGGGGCCCGGGGCCGGUGCCAUCCCACUCCAGUGUGUGGACGCUGGGUUUACUACGCUGCUACCUUGAGAUGCUUCAGUUCCUGCCCCCACACAUCCGUAACUCUAUUUCAGUUCAGAUUGUCCCCUGCCAGUACCUGCUUCAGCCAGUACGAGGCGAGGAUCGUCACAUCUACGCCCAGCACCUCAAGUCUCUCGCCUUCUCCGUCUUUGCUCAGUGCAGACGGCCACUACCCAUCUCCACCAACGUCAAGUCACUGACGGGCUUCGGCCCCGGCCUGGCUAUCGACACUGCACUGAAGAGUCCCGAGAGGCCGGAAUUUCUGCGACUCUAUACACCUCCGUUCAUUCUAGCACCGACAAAGGACAAGCAGACGGAGCUCGGGGAGACAUUUGGGGAGGCGUCGCAGAAAUACAACGUGCUGUUUGUGGGAUACUGUCUGUCCCACGACCAACGCUGGCUCCUGGCUACAUGCACUGACCUGUAUGGGGAACUCCUAGAAACCUGCAUCAUCAACAUAGAUGUUCCCAACAGGGCGCGGAGGAAAAAGGGGUCUGUUCGGAGGCUCGGCCUGCAGAAGCUGUGGGAUUGGUGCUUGGGACUGGUGCAGAUGACAUCAGUCCCCUGGAGGGUGGUGAUUGGCCGACUGGGCAGGAUAGGACACGGAGAGUUAAAAGACUGGAGUAUUCUGCUGAGCAGGAGGAACCUCCAGUCCCUGAGUCGCCGUCUGAAGGAAAUGUGUCGAAUGUGUGGCAUCUCUGCCUCGGAUACUCCCAGCAUCCUCAGCGUUUGCUUGGUUGCCAUGGAGCCCCAGGGAUCAUUUAUCAUCAUGCCAGACUCAGUUUCGACGGGCUCAGUGUUUGGCCGCAGCACCACCUUAAACAUGCAGACGUCCCAGCUGAGCACCCCACAGGACACCUCUUGCACCCACAUCCUGGUCUUCCCCACAUCCGCCUUCGUCCAAGUAGCCAGCUCCAAUUACACGAACAUCGACCCUAACAUCGACAUCCUAAACGCCAACCCUGAUGGGCCCGAUGCUAUCGGGAUCUUUGACCUGCUGGACCAGGAAAAUGAUUUAGUCGACCCGGACAUCAUCAACAUCUCGCCCAACACCUCACCAGUACACUCCCCCGGCUCGCAUUACCAUCACGGGGGUGAUGGCAGUAAGGGCCAGAGUACAGACCGUAUGGAGUCUCAUGAAGAGGUUCCUAACCUCCUGCAGCAGCCCCUGGCACUUGGCUACUUUGUCUCCACGGCUAAAGCCGGCCCACUACCCGACUGGUUCUGGUCAGCCUGUCCGCAAGCUCAGAACCAGUGUCCACUCUUCCUUAAGGCCUCUUUGCACCUCCAUGUGUCUUCAGUGCAAUCAGAUGAACUACUGCACAGCAAACACUCCCACCCCCUCGACUCCAAUCAGACCUCAGAUGUACUCAGAUUUGUGCUGGAGCAGUACAACGCCCUCUCCUGGCUGACGUGUGACCCGGCCACGCAGGACCGACGAUCAUGUCUACCCAUUCACUUUGUGGUGCUCAACCAGAUGUACAACUUCAUCAUGAACAUGUUGUAGCCAACAGCCUGUUACAGGGGGGAAAUAGAUAAUAGAAACAUUUCAAAGAAGAAACCUUCAAGGGGCGUUUAAUCAAGAUUGAAGAAAGAACCAGAGCAACGUACGGAGCUGGAUCCCGCACCAAGAUGUCGGCUGUUACUGCUAAAACAGUCCUGUCCCUGUGAAUCAAAGACAUGCACACACAGUCAAGGGAAUAAAGAAGUUGAGUCGCAAUUAUUGAACGUGAAAGAAUGACAGAUGCAUGUCAUGGUAUGUAGCAUGGCAGCACAGUCACUGGCCAGUCUGUAUUCGAAGAAACAAGUCUAUCUGUAAAGUUAUUGGAAGAAAAGGGACAUAUUUGAUCAAGGAAAAAACUCAUGAAUGGAUCUUUUUUUUAAGAUCUGAAAUUCCUUUUUAUUCCUUUUGGAUGAAAUAGUAUCCAAAUAAAAUGCCUGCAUCCAUCUUAUUUAUUGUAAGUUUUUAAAUGUAUAAUUUGUCUUAUUUCCUAACCUCUUUUAUAUAUAAAAAAUGGAUAAGGUUUAUAUCACCUUCCUGCUUUAAAGCGAUUGGUCUAAGAUAUAUGUAAUCGUCUUCAUAAAAAAAACAACCAGGAAAAAAUCUCAUAAAAAUUCAAUGAAGUCCCAGUAGGUUGCUUUUAGAGUAUUAUUUUUUGUAAUGAAGACAAAAUAUUUGUAUUGUCACAAUGUACAGAUGAAUUAAGAGUGGAGAAUUAUGUUUCAUGCCUUUGAGCAUGAAGGACUUGCAGCAAAGCUGUAGCCACAGAGGACUUGUACAGCAAUGAACUUCACUGUGUUCAAAUAAAGAGGUACAUUGUUGUAUAUAGUAUUUUAUACCACACAUUUAGACACAAAACCAAACGGCAAUAUAUAUAAAUAAUUAUAUAUGAAUGCCAUGCCAGCAGUUGGUGGUGUGGCUUCUGUUUUAGGAAUAAAGUGCGUCAACUCA